CAUGAAAUACUUCUACUUGCUCCCAACCUUUGUCUGUGCGGCAAGGGUCGUCGCUUUUUCUGCCUAUGCCUCAUUGGCCGGCCUCAGCAAGCGCGAACUGGACGCCAUCAUUCCUACACUCGAAGCUCGAGAGCCAGGAUUGCCUCCUGGACCUUUGCCGAAUAGCUCUGCAAAAUUGGUGAACGACGACGCUCACCCGUGGCAACCACUUCGACCAGGCGAUAUUCGUGGACCUUGUCCUGGUCUCAAUACUCUGGCGUCUCAUGGGUACCUCCCGCGAAAUGGCGUCGCAACCCCAGUGCAAAUAAUCAAUGCAGUUCAAGAAGGAUUAAAUUUCGCGAACGGAGCCGCAAUCUUUGCGACAUACGCGGCACACCUCGUGGACGGUAAUCUCAUCACCGACCUUCUGAGCAUUGGACACAAGACGCAGGUCACGGGGCCGGAUCCCCCUUCCCCCGCCACCGUUGGUGGGCUCAAUGAACACGGCACCUUCGAAGGUGAUGCUAGCAUGACCAGAGGUGACGCGUUCUUCGGCAACAACCACGAUUUCAACGAGACGCUCUUCCAGGAGGUUGUUGACUACAGCAACCGAUUUGGAGGUGGGAAGUACAACCUUACCGUCGCGGGGGAGUUCCGGUUCAAACGUAUCCAAGACUCGAUUGCGACAAACCCCGAAUUCUCCUUCGUCAACUUUAGAUACUUUACCGCCUACGGAGAGACUACCUUUCCCGCCAACCUUUUUGUAGAUGGGCGCACGAGCGACGGGCAGCUGGAUCUGGACGUUAUGCGCGAGUUUUUUCAAUUCAGCCGUAUGCCCGACGACUUUUUCCGUGCACCUGGACCGAGGAGCAACGAAGGAGUCAACACGGUCAUAGAUGCUCAUCCCAUACAGCCUGGAAGAAAUGUCGGCCAAGUCAACAGCUAUACCGUUGAUCCAACGUCUGCCGACUUUUCCACCCCAUGCUUGAGGUAUGAGAGAUUCGUCAACGAAACCGUCAGGGGACUUUACCCGAGUCCGACUGGGCAACUUCGCAAAGCACUGAACACGAAUCUCGAUUUCUUUUUCCGUGGAUUAGACCCCGCAGCUAGAUGUACCCAGGUAUUCCCAUACGGACGAGAUUG
Molecule: messenger RNA, 1122 nt
Organism: Cyclocybe aegerita
Lineage: Eukaryota; Fungi; Basidiomycota; Agaricomycetes; Agaricales; Hemipholiotaceae
Source: the annotation of a GenBank genome assembly